UCCUACAGGGUCACAUGUUGAAUGGUGUAAACAGCUUAUAGCUGCUACAAUUUCUAGUCAGAUUUCAGGUUCAGUGACAUCAGAGAAUGUUUCCAGAGAUUACAAGGUUUUCAGGAGGCCUGAUAUAAGGGCGAUACAGGAGGAACACAAUGGCUACCCUUCUGAAGCUGAAGCUGAUCAGGUGGCUCUGAGGGAUGGAAAUAAGCUGGCACAGAUGGAAGAAGCACCACUUUUUCCAGGAGAAUCAAUUAAAGCCAUUGUGAAAGAUGUCAUGUAUAUCUGCCCAUUUAUGGGAGCAGUGAGUGGAACCCUGACAGUGACGGACUUUAAGAUGUACUUCAAAAAUGUAGAGAGGGACCCACACUUCGUCCUUGAUGUUCCCCUUGGAGUGAUCAGCAGAGUUGAGAAGAUUGGAGCACAGAGCCAUGGAGACAAUUGUGGUAUAGAGAUUGUGUGCAAGGACAUGAGGAACUUGCGACUUGCCUAUAAACAGGAGGAACAGCACAAACUUGGGAUAUUUGAAAACCUCAGUAAACAUGCAUUUCCUCUUUCCAAUGGGCAGGCACUAUUUGCGUUCAACUAUAAAGAAAAUUUUUCAGUUAAUGGCUGGAAAGUUUAUGAUCCAGUAGCUGAAUAUAAGAGACAGGGCUUGCCAAAUGAGAGUUGGAAAAUAUCCAGAAUAAAUAGUAACUAUGAGUUCUGUGACACUUACCCUGCUGUCAUUGUUGUGCCAACCAGUGUAAAAGAUGAUGACCUAUCCAAAGUGGCAGCCUUUCGAGCAAAAGGCAGAGUCCCUGUGUUGUCAUGGAUUCAUCCGGAAAGUCAGGCAACAAUUACCCGCUGCAGCCAGCCACUGGUGGGCCCCAGUGAUAAACGCUGCAAAGAGGAUGAGAAGUACUUGCAGACAAUAAUGGAUGCUAAUGCACAGUCACACAAGCUCAUCAUCUUUGAUGCCCGACAAAACAGUGUUGCUGAUACCAACAAGGCAAAGGGUGGAGGAUACGAAAGUGAAAGUGCUUACCCAAACGCAGAACUUGUGUUCCUGGAGAUCCACAACAUUCACGUGAUGAGAGAGUCACUGCGGAAGUUAAAGGAGAUCGUGUACCCUUCCAUUGAUGAUACUCGGUGGCUAUCCAACGUGGACUCGACACACUGGCUGGAGUAUAUAAGGAUGCUUCUUGCUGGGGCAGUAAGAAUCGCUGAUAAAAUAGAAUCUGGGAAGACCUCCGUGGUGGUACACUGCAGUGAUGGCUGGGACCGAACAGCCCAGCUCACAUCACUGGCCAUGCUGAUGUUGGACAGUUACUACCGGACCAUUAAAGGAUUCGAAGCUCUCAUAGAAAAGGAGUGGAUAAGCUUUGGACACAGGUUUGCACUGCGAGUGGGCCACGGUGAUGACAACCAUGCAGAUGCCGACCGAUCACCUAUAUUUCUUCAGUUUAUUGAUUGUGUUUGGCAAAUGACAAAACAGUUUCCUUCGGCAUUUGAGUUUAAUGAACUAUUCUUGAUGACAAUUUUGGAUCACCUUUAUAGCUGUCUCUUUGGGACCUUUCUGUGCAACUGUGAACAAGAGAGAUUCAAAGAGGAUAUACAUUCAAAGACUGUAUCUUUAUGGUCUUAUAUCAAUAGCCAGCUAGAUGAAUUUUCUAAUCCCUUUUUUGUGAAUUAUGAAAACCACGUCUUAUAUCCUGUUGCUAGUCUGAGUCACUUGGAGCUAUGGGUAAACUAUUACGUACGAUGGAAUCCACGCAUGAGACCACAGACUCCGAUCCACCAGAAUCUCAAGGAGCUGCUGGCCGUAAGGGCCGAGCUGCAGAAGCGGGUGGAGGACCUACAGCGGGAGGUGGCCACGCGCGUCGUGUCCUCAUCCUCUGAGCGGGGCUCCUCGCCAUCGCACUCGGCCACUCCUGUCCAUACUUCAGUCUGAUAGGACAGCUGCCGUCUUGGGCCACCCCACUACUCCAUGUCUCCCUGGUGGCCCGGGACUUGGCUAUGGCUUCAGAUGUCUCCUGACAGGAGGCCCAGGGACCGCCUGUGUGGCAAGUGCUCUCUGUCUCUGAAUGGCCUGUUACCCCGUCAGCGGCCAUGCCCCAUGACCCGCCCUCCUCCUCUGGGGCAUCUCGUGCCAUUGCCGUCCAAGGUCACCCUCUGUCACAAACAAACCUUGCCAGCUGCAGGGCUCCUUCAGUGCUUUGCCACAACUUGAAGACUGAUCUUCAGUGAAGUGUUCAGGAGAAACAGCCCAUCGCCAUGCAGUCUCCAGUUCCCUUCACGCAAGGGUUCCACUGUGUACAUACAAGGUAUUUUUUAAAGAGAGAAACAGGCCUUUAUUUUCCUAUGUCCUUUUUUAUGUUUAGAAUAGUCACCAGCAGAGGUGUCUGUUCCCUGUUCUGUGAGAGGAAGUUUUUCCGCUCGCCCUGAUGACCUCUGGUAAGCCUGAAGUGAGAAUUAGGACACCAUCACCUCUGUGACAGUGUAUCACCAUCCUCAGCCUAGCUCCUGAGGUGGCCCUGUGCAAUGGCAGGCGUGCUCGGGGCGGGCCCUGCGGCAGGUAAACUGAGGACUGCAGCUUUGUGCAGGUGUCUGUCCCGUGCCUGGGCAGCACGGUGUCUCUCGUUCAUCACAGCCCCCUCACCUCCGUUUACCCGCAUGGCCGCCUGUCCCUGUCUCUCAGCAGCUGCGGGCCAUGGCGGUGGGAGAGCCCAGCUUGCUCACCGCCUCCAGGCCCUGGCAUCUUGGCCCCGCCGUUCUAGGCUCUGGCUUCUGCACUGCCAUGGUCCCACGAGACUGAAUUCAUGUGCACACUGGGCCCAUCUCUGCAGGUCACCGGAACGCCACCAAGCACAGGAGAGGUCAGCUGCCUGAGAAGCUCGCAGGGUCCCUGGGCGCCACACAAAGUCCUACGUGUUAGUUUUGAAAAUAGAUUGUUCAGAAAAGUUUUCUAAGGUCAAUUACACAGAGAAUAGAUAUUUCAACUUGGAAACUUCCGAUUCUUACAGACGAUUCCCCUUCUAUAAACUAUUUGAAGGAUUUAUUCAAGGCCGCUUGCUCAUUUUUAUCAAGUGAGGAGUUGUCUUGGAGCCACAUGGGCUCCUGGCCCAGCCCGACGCUCACCAGCAGUGAACACACACUACUCGGUCCUCCAACUGCGCUGAGACCACUCUGUGUGGUGUGGACAGGGCCAAGGGUCGCUCCCUGCCAAGAUCAGCCAGGCACCCGGCACCCUGGCACGGGUGGGGUCUGAAGCAGGUCCCAGAAACUCCCACUCGGUUUGAAAAAGCAUAAGAGAGUGCUGCCCCUGGUGUGUUCCACACACAGAACUGUUUCCAGACCAACUGGAAGGCGAGUUUGUUAUCUGAGCUCUUCACUCCUGUUUAAGUGUACUAGAAUGUAAAACCUAUACAGUUUGGGUUUUUAAAACUGGUACAAUACUGUUUCCUCAUCUGAUGCACUGUCUUCUGCCUGUAAUUAAAAUGAUGUUUGCUCCCUAGUCUUCUGCUUGUCGCUCUCAGAGUUUCCCAUGGGCUUUCCCUCAGGGGAAAUGGGAAAAGACAGGGUGACACGACCACAGCGCACAUGUGCAGUGUCUGUGUGUGACUCCAGUUGCUACACCUUACAUGCCAUUUGUCACGAGUCCUGAGUGUCGUGGCUGGAAGGGGGAGA
Fukomys damarensis (Damara mole-rat) is the source of this 3663-nucleotide messenger RNA. RefSeq names its product myotubularin related protein 1 (gene Mtmr1). The record is from RefSeq and is a predicted model, not a curated record. The transcript has 16 exons. Bases 215 to 1927 code for a protein of 570 amino acids. NCBI's taxonomy places the organism in Eukaryota, Metazoa, Chordata, Mammalia, Rodentia, Bathyergidae. Gene Ontology annotation, biological process: phosphatidylinositol dephosphorylation. Gene Ontology annotation, molecular function: phosphatidylinositol-3,5-bisphosphate 3-phosphatase activity.